Messenger RNA from Phytophthora sojae, 633 nucleotides. RefSeq lists its product as hypothetical. NCBI's taxonomy places the organism in Eukaryota, Oomycota, Peronosporomycetes, Peronosporales, Peronosporaceae. The record is from RefSeq and is a predicted model, not a curated record. The transcript has a single exon. Bases 1 to 633 code for a protein of 210 amino acids.
AUGAGUAGCUGUGACAAGGUUUCAAGCUCUACGAAGCCUGACACAGAGUCGCGCGUGCGCCAGGUCGAUGUCGUUAGAGUUCCUAAGCCACCAAGCCAAGGAAAGUCAAGGUCAACUCCGAAACAGCUGAGGCAAACUACGAUCAGUCUCAAAGCCGACCGUCUUGCUGUUCACAAGUACCCCACUGAACUUGCCGUGACUUUGGAUCAGUUCCUGAUUUGGGCCAGAAACACCUCAAAUCUGAUGCGCGUGAUGGAGAUGCUGUCGAAGUAUCCUGUUCAGCUGGAGAAUGCCUAUCUAAGAGCUCGGAAGAUUGAUUGUCAUUGGGAAAUUGUACGACUUGCGGACUACAUGCACACAUUUGUAAUUCCACAAGACCUCGCCCUAUCAAUGCAGGCAGCAACGACUACUACCCGGAAGGAGAAACAGCCAAUUGUACUGGAUGAAAUUAUCUCAAAGUUUACUUCAAGUCGGCUACGCACUGAAUUUGUGACGCUCUCCAACAAAGUCCUGAUCAGCUUUGACAACAUCGUGGGAGGGAUCUGUCGUGGAUGGCUAAAUGAUAGCCCUGUGGACUUUUGCUUGGAGACCCUUGCGAGAUCGGUGGGGAAGUGCCAUUGCUGUCAUCACUGA